UCGCUGCAGUUCUGAUGGAUAGGCCCUCUCCAGCUCCCCUGCAGGAGGGGAAAAACCUGACAUUCCUGAAAAUGGCAGCUGAGACAUCCACAGAAGUUGCAAAAACAGCUAAACAAUUCGUCCUUAAGGAAGAGGUAAUUGUAGAAAGACAAUGGUUGAAGCUUGCAGAAACAACUUACACUGAUCCCUUUGGGAAAACCAGAACUUGGGAAACUGUAAAGCGUACUGGCAACAAAAAGGGAGUUACAGCUGAUGGUGUAGCAGUGAUAGCAGUGCUGCAGAGAACCCUGCACUACGACUGCAUUGUCCUGGUGAAACAGUUCAGGCCCCCAAUCAAUGGCUACUGCUUGGAAUUUCCUGCAGGCCUCAUUGAGGAAAACGAGUCAGCAGAAAGUGCUGCGCUUCGAGAGCUGAAGGAAGAAACUGGCUACAAGGGGGAAGUCAUUGAAUGUACUCCAGCUCUGUGCUUGGACCCAGGAAUGUCAAACAGCACAACACACAUCGUGAGCGUCAUCAUAAAUGGAGAUGAGGCUGAGAACACAAGACCUAAGCAAAACCUUGAUGAUGGAGAAUUUGUGGAAGUUGUUUCACUUCCAAAGAAUGACCUUCUGCAAAGGAUUGAUGAACUGGUAGCAGAGGAGCACCUGGCAGUAGAUGCCAGGGUUUAUACUUACGCGUUGGCUCUGAAGCGCGCAGCAGAAAAACCGCUCCAAGUUCCUUUUAUGAAGUUCUAGAACUGGACAAUGAGAAAUUGAAUUCAAAACUGCCCCAGUUGGAUGGCUUAGAAGUAUUAACUCUUCUUGUAAUCAAGGUCAUUUGCUUUACUUGUAGAGCAAAAAAAGUGUUUGUAGUAAUGAUUCUGGUAUUUUUAUUUUGAAUUAUGUUACUGACAAAAAGCAUUUCCUCUAACUGCUCUGUCAAGCCUUGACAGAAUAUCCAUAAUAAAAAUACUGUUUAAUUUUCAGAA
Messenger RNA from Passer domesticus (house sparrow), 967 nucleotides. RefSeq names its product nudix hydrolase 5 (gene NUDT5). The record is from RefSeq and is a predicted model, not a curated record. Gene Ontology annotation, cellular component: nucleus. The transcript is spliced from 10 exons. Gene Ontology annotation, molecular function: ADP-ribose diphosphatase activity. The coding region runs from base 15 to 734 and encodes 239 amino acids. NCBI's taxonomy places the organism in Eukaryota, Metazoa, Chordata, Aves, Passeriformes, Passeridae. Gene Ontology annotation, biological process: nucleoside phosphate metabolic process; ribose phosphate metabolic process.